Molecule: messenger RNA, 2817 nt
Organism: Rasamsonia emersonii CBS 393.64
Lineage: Eukaryota; Fungi; Ascomycota; Eurotiomycetes; Eurotiales; Trichocomaceae
Exons: 4
Coding region: 1-2817 (938 amino acids)
Biological process (GO): DNA replication initiation
Cellular component (GO): DNA replication preinitiation complex
Source: RefSeq, a predicted model, not a curated record
AUGGCCCAAGCUGGAGCGGGGCUUUUUUUCGGCGAGCGGUUGCGGGCCGACCGCGAGACGCCUGGUUUUGUCGAGAUUCAUAAUGCCCUGUAUCCACACGCGUUGAUGGCUUCUCGGGAAUCUCCAGACGUUCUCGAACCCACGAGUCCAGCGGCAUUGAAUGCAUCGCAUGGUUCCCAUCCGCCAUUGAAGAAGCGCAAACUGUCCCACAGUAGCUCCGGAACACUCUCUACAUCUAUAUUCCGUAUAAAGGGCCUUGCAUCCUCAUUAUCAGACAAUGGCUUCACCUUGGAACCGAUCACUCUGCUCCUCCGUUCGAGGCUGCCAUUCUCAUGGCUCGACACGUCCACUCCAAUCCAGACCGGUAGUUUGUUUGCGACCAACAACCCCGACCUGGAAGAUGACCUUUGCGGAUGGGAGGAGCCGACCGUGCUCGCUGCUCGAUCGAUCCCCAAUGGCACACUGUACAUAGUGGAAAGGGUGAAGUCUGGAAUAUAUGCUCUCUGCAGAUUGGCUUCUUGUGUUGAUGAGGGGGACCUCCUCGUCGCAGCCAAAGAAGGGCGCCAUUCCCUCAGGAGGAAGCCGUUGUUGGACCUCGAAGCGUCUGACAAGGAGGAAGGCGCCGACUGGCGAGAGGCUGCGAGGGUAAAUGAAGGCUUCCUCGACAUCGAGCCGUUUGGAAAACGGAGGAAGUUCGAUGUUUCUGUCGUGUUUGAGACGGCCCAGAAUAACGUGUUACAUGAGAUGGAUACGGAAAAUGGCAUCGCUCAAACAACUGAGCAGAGCAAGAAGGACAACCACGUACAAACACCGCCUGAAGAAGGCGUGCAGAUGCCUCAGCUGAACACGGAUGAACAGUCCGGCACGGCAGAAGGAACGCAGGUUACUGAAAAUCUGCUUGACAGCUUGAGAACACAGUACCUUGAAGCGCUUUACGUGUCGAAGACAUCAGUUGCCUACUUCGCCAAAGGGCCCUUGACGCGUUGUCGAAACGCAUUCCAAACGCCGGGUCAAGACGGCGCGGUAACAUCUUCAGAACUCAUCAGCUUCUACAGGGAUGCUAUCCUUCCCGUAAAGAAAAUGGAUCUAAAGUAUAAGGAAACCAUCCCAACGAUAAUCCGCAAUGUGGCACUGGUUCUGUCCGAAGACGAAGCAGACUCACGUCCAAGGAAACGCAAAAACAAGAAGAAAAAGCUGGGCAAGAACGGCCUGUAUCCGGAGGAGGAGGGUUUUAUCAGAAAAUGGUGGAAAAGUCGGCACUUGACGGAGAACGCAGGGUCCACAGAAGUGACGAGGGAAGAAGAGGCAAAACGACAUAUUUCCGACCUGCGUUUACGCGAAACCCAGCUUCAGAUCCUGCUGAUUCUGGAAACAAUUGCCUUGGAAACGUCGGGUUCAACAACGUCAGGAGAAGCUCCUCAAGAACAUGUUGAUCACGAGGGUGGCGCUAAGCAGUCCAAGACAAAGCAGCAGGAUCUGAACGUUCUUCUGGAGCUGCUUCUAGAUAGGCUGUGCAUUUGGCACGCAGUCAGCGCUGAAGAUUCUGUGGUCCCCGAUACAGUGAAAGAGAAUGGGGACAACCACCUCUCAGGAAAGAAAAUUGAGAGUGACAUGCUCCGGGACUUUUGCACCGAGGUCAUCAUUCCUUUCUAUGCUUCGCGUCUUCCAGAGCAGUGCAAGUCGAUCAAACGGAAACUCGGUGGUCCAAAUCUUGCCUCUCCGCCCCGUCCGACGCACCAUUCCAAGAGUUCAUCACGCACGAAACCUGGGACUGUCGCCAAACGGCCAGAACCUCAAAAGUCCCGUCGCACAUUGCAGCGGGUUCUGACUGAUGAGAAGGCAGCUGCUUCGCAAAGAGGACGACACCCGUCGCUCGCGCGGUCAAGCACCGCACCGUCGUUACACGAGGUCAAGCGUGAGUCUGUAGAACCAUCGCUACCGUCUUUGAACACGACCGUUAGAGGGGGCAUUCAAGUUGCUAGGCGCGUGGACAACAGGGAGGUAGACCUCAAUGCUGUCGCGAAACAGCAUGAGGCGAAGAUCAAGAAGAUGCACAUGCUCAUGGAACAGAAGAGGGAGCUUGAUGCUGCCAUCAACGCUCUCAGGAGGCCUAACCGAGAACUUAUUGCGAGAGAGAUUGCUGAGCAAACGGAGAAGAGAAUUGCAAGCACGAGCUCGCGGAAAUCGAGAAACCCAUCGCGGAAUCCGCCCGGGCAAGGAGUUCAGGUCAUGGCAACUCCCAAGGGCUCCAGGAAGAAGGAUGUCGGCGUGGACCUGCCGCCGCCUCCUCAAAGUCUGGCGCGAGCGUCUGUUAGUCGGCAACGUGACACAUCUCCUCCAGCUUUGGAGAGUGAUAUUUCGAUGGUGCCUGCUUCAGCCGUUCGGCCCAGUUUCCCUGAUCCGAACGUAGACAGAGACGAAAUUAAUUCUAUCCACGAAACUCCAUCAAGGGGACCUUCGAAGUUGUCAGAUCCGCUGGAAACGAUGGUCAAAGAGGCCGCCGACACGCCGCGCGACUUGGAAUGUUCAAGAGCUCUAUUCAAGGUGCCGAAUCUUCCCGUUUCUCGUUCGGCUGGAGCCUCAUCGACUCCUGUGUCUUCACGACUGUUUUCUGGCAGUCGCAGUAAGCCAGAGACGGACGCCCCUACAGUGCAGGAAACCCCACCGAGAUCUGUGUCUGCUACACUUCCCACUGUGCCAUCGUCCCCUGCGCCCGUUUUGGAUACACCUGUGAAAGGCGGUAACAGGACACCGAUGACCCCUGAGAAAUCGAUUUAUGAGCAGUUAGGCUGGGACAACGAUGAACUGGCCAUGUAA